AUGCCGCCAAUGACAGCACUGCCGGAUUUCGGUCUCAACACGGACGACAUUAGAUAUUUUAAAAUGGAUUCCAUUAUUAGAGGAAAAGGACCCGAUCGAUUGAAGUUUCUUGAUCUAGAAGGUCGAUGGACUUUGAGCGGGAAGAGCAUGCCUUACAUAUCGUCUGCUUUCAACCAUCUGGAACGUCUGAACGAUGCCCGGAUACCUUUCCGCGAUAUCACUGAAGAACCGAUCAACGCGUUGGGAAUGGUAGGGUGGACUCCUUCUUCAGAACCAACGAAAGGAGCAUCGAGUUUUUGA
This is a messenger RNA of Ostertagia ostertagi, 300 nucleotides long. NCBI's taxonomy places the organism in Eukaryota, Metazoa, Nematoda, Chromadorea, Rhabditida, Trichostrongylidae. The record is from the annotation of a GenBank genome assembly.